UGUCAUAAGAUUAAGUAAAUCUUUCUAAUCAGUUUUCAGAUUCCAGAGCUCAAAGUGGGAUCCUGAACGAUGUCAACACUCCCCAUCCAGGCAGCCCCCAAUAGCAGCACUUCAAUGACCCCCACCUUUCUGCUGGUAGGCAUGCCAGGCCUGGCUGCUGUACCCUCCUGGUGGACGAUACUCCUCAUCACUGUCUACCUUCUCUCUGUUUUGGGCAACAGUACUAUCCUCUGGAUCAUUGCCAUAGAGCCCACCUUGCACCGUCCAAUGUACUUCUUCCUCUUCCUGCUUAGUGUGUCUGAUGUUGGCUUGGCCACAGCCCUGAUGCCCACGCUGCUGGGUCUUGCCCUUGCUGAUGCUCAUGCUGUCCCUGCCUCAGCCUGCCUCCUGCAGAUGUUCUGUGUCCAUGUCUUUUCUGUCAUGGAGUCCUCUGUCUUGCUCGCCAUGGCCUUAGAUCGGGCACUGGCCAUCUGCCGUCCUCUCCACUACCCAACACUUCUCACCAAUGAUGUCAUUAGCAAGAUUAGCCUUACCAUUGCUUUCCGAUGCCUGGGUCUCCAUCUGCCCCUACCAUUCCUCUUGGCCCAAAUGCCCUAUUGCCACCCACAGGUCCUGACCCAUUCCUAUUGCUUGCACCCAGAUAUGGCCCGAUUGGCCUGCCCAGGAGCUUGGGGUGCAGUCUAUAGCCUCUUUGUGGUCCUGUCAGCCAUGGGAUUGGACCCGCUGCUUAUUUUCUUUUCUUAUGGCUUAAUUGGCAGGGUAUUGCAAGGUUUGGGAUCAAGUGAGGAUCGCUGGAAGGCUGGCCAAACCUGUGCUGCCCACCUCUCUGCUGUGCUCCUCUUCUAUGUGCCCAUGAUCCUCCUGGCACUCAUUGACCGUCUUAGGAUGCCAGUCCCUCAGUCUGCCCAUACACUUCUCUCCUAUGUCCACUUCCUGCUUCCUCCACUGAUAAACCCUAUUCUGUAUAGUGUCAAGAUGAAGGAGAUUAGAGAGAGAAUACUCAAGAGAUUGCAACCCAGGAAGGUAGGUUGCGCUCAGUGAGAAUGAUGUGCCUCCACAUUUGGUGGCUCAAGGCU
Messenger RNA from Molossus molossus (Pallas's mastiff bat), 1076 nucleotides. Its product is annotated as olfactory receptor 51S1. The transcript has a single exon. Gene Ontology annotation, molecular function: G protein-coupled receptor activity; olfactory receptor activity. Gene Ontology annotation, biological process: G protein-coupled receptor signaling pathway. Gene Ontology annotation, cellular component: membrane. NCBI's taxonomy places the organism in Eukaryota, Metazoa, Chordata, Mammalia, Chiroptera, Molossidae. The record is from RefSeq and is a predicted model, not a curated record. The coding region runs from base 70 to 1041 and encodes 323 amino acids.